Cololabis saira (Pacific saury) is the source of this 835-nucleotide messenger RNA. RefSeq names its product interleukin-8-like. NCBI's taxonomy places the organism in Eukaryota, Metazoa, Chordata, Actinopteri, Beloniformes, Belonidae. The record is from RefSeq and is a predicted model, not a curated record. Gene Ontology annotation, cellular component: extracellular region. The transcript has 4 exons. Gene Ontology annotation, molecular function: chemokine activity; CXCR chemokine receptor binding. Gene Ontology annotation, biological process: chemokine-mediated signaling pathway; neutrophil chemotaxis; inflammatory response. Bases 121 to 402 code for a protein of 93 amino acids.
GAGCACAGUUGCAGCUGCAGAGGGAAGAGCUUAUGCAAAUGCUUGCUGUCUAGUGACGUACAAAAUUCUUUGACUUUAGAUCAUAUUUCGGAGGCACGGGAGCUCGCUCUCAGAGCAGAUAUGUCUCCCAUCACCGCUGUGGCACUGCUGGUUUUUCUGGUCAUCCAUGAAGGGGGAAGUGUGGGAGAACAUGGAGUAAAUCUGAGAUGCAAAUGCAUAACUAAAGAGAAAAGGCCCAUUGGGCGCCAUAUAAGAGUGCUGGAAGUGCAUCCUCCAAACUCCCACUGCAACGACAUGGAGCUAGUUGCCAUUCUCAAAAAGGAUGGACAGAAGAUUUGCCUUGACCCUGAUGCCCGCUGGGUCAAACUGCUAAAGAAGAGACUUCUGAGGCAGAAGCCUUGAGGGUCAAAUUGUUACUCCAAGGACUUAAAGCAUAAUCACACAAGUGGAGCGUGAAGAUUGUUGUAUGUUGUUAGAAAGAAACAUGCGGCAGCUGUGGCAUUCAAGAGGAGAUGAUACAACUGUUAAGACCCAGGCGUCAGCAGGAUACGAAGGCAUGAUGAGACAAAAAUGUUUUCCAAAUGAAAAAUUCCACCUUACUUAAAAAAAAAAAAAAUCACUCAGUGGCAGCCUUGUAUUAUGAAUGUGUUUCAGUACUGAAGUCUGUGUACAAACUUUGGUUUCAAAUCUUAUUGAUGAUUUACUUAUAAGCUUUCCUUCUCCAUUGUAAACAGAGAUGGGACAUUUUAAACUGCCAAUGUAAUUUCCAGGCCAAUGUUCACGUAGUAUAAAUUGUUGCACUUCACAUUGUAUAUUAAAGAGAAAUUGUGAAUAA